Molecule: messenger RNA, 236 nt
Organism: Dentiscutata heterogama
Lineage: Eukaryota; Fungi; Glomeromycota; Glomeromycetes; Diversisporales; Gigasporaceae
Source: the annotation of a GenBank genome assembly
AAUAUACUGAUCAAGAUAAAGCUAGUUCUGGUUCUGAAAAUGAAGAUGUUGAAUUGAGUAAUAGUAUUGGUUCAUCCUCUAAGGCAUUUAGCAAAAAACGUACAUCAAAUAAUAAACAAAACAAAGAGGAUGAUUAUUCCACUGCUCUUACUUCUGCGGUAGUUGAUUUUUUUAAUAAUGUUGACCAAACUAUUGCAAUGGAGGAAGCAUUAACGGAUCAGCAAAUUAUUACCCUC